This is a messenger RNA of Asparagus officinalis (garden asparagus), 2494 nucleotides long. RefSeq names its product LEAF RUST 10 DISEASE-RESISTANCE LOCUS RECEPTOR-LIKE PROTEIN KINASE-like 2.1. The transcript has 3 exons. The record is from RefSeq and is a predicted model, not a curated record. Gene Ontology annotation, biological process: protein phosphorylation. Bases 162 to 2132 code for a protein of 656 amino acids. Gene Ontology annotation, molecular function: polysaccharide binding; ATP binding; protein kinase activity. NCBI's taxonomy places the organism in Eukaryota, Viridiplantae, Streptophyta, Magnoliopsida, Asparagales, Asparagaceae.
CUCAUCAAUGUUUGGGUAUCUUAAAGCGGGAUUAAUCAUUUUUGUUCCAAUCCCAGCUUCUCUCUACCUUUAAUUCUUAAGCAAACCCCUUUUACCUGAAAGCUCUUUCGAUCGCCCUCUCUUUCCCAUCUUAAUUCCGCUCAGUCUAACCAUCUCCGAUAAUGCAUUCUUCUCUAUCUCUCUUCUUGCUCCUCGCCGGAUUCCUCGCCUCUCCGUCGCUCUCCGACCCGACCGAGAGCCAAGGUUACUCCGACUGCAAGCCGACCAGCUACCGCUGCGGCGGGAGUACAUUCGAGAUUUCCUACCCAUUCAGGCUCCAGGGCGCCCCGUUCUACUGCGGGCACCCGAAGUUCGACCUGACGUGCGCCGACAACACCAUGCUCAUCACCAACAUCGACGGUAGAGAGUACCGCGUCGAGUCCAUCAACUACACGUCCCGUACAUUCACCCUCGUCGAGCUCGACUUCAUCCUCUCCGACCACGCCUGUCCCCUGUCCAUCGCCAAGAUCACCUUCAACUCCAAUCUCUUCAACCCCAGUCUCUUCAAUUACACAGAAAGCGAUGACGUAGUGACCGUCUACUACAACUGCUCGCCGGCCUUGGUACCCUUGUUCAACAAACUUCAGAUACCGAGCACCCCGUGUUUCUCCCACGAGGACAAUGGCUACCAGUCGUUUUAUAGGUUUCAGGAUGAGCCAUCGCCGCCAAGCAUGGACGUCCUGGCACACUGCACCACGACGUUUUUUGUCCCUGUAUACAAGUCUGCGGCGAAUAGUUAUUUGAGGAACGGAGCGAAUGAUUUCGGGGGGGCGAUGAAGCAGGGGUUCGGGUUGUUCUGGAAGGCUGGUGAAGGGUGGUGUGAUAAGUGCACCAAGUCUGAAGGGGUCUGCGGGAACUAUCCGAAGACAGAGGACGGAGGGGCUUGCUUCUGCUCGAAUUCGUCGAUCUAUAAUGGCACUUGUGUUCCGCUCUUCAAUAAAGGCAGUGGAGCAUCAAGGACAAUUAUUGGAGUAGGUUCUCUAGGAGCAAGCUUCCUCUUGGUAUGUCUAAUAGUACUGGCUCUCUAUUUGCGCAAGAAUAGAAAGGUUUCCAAUGAUAAACAUAUUGAAGUAUUUCUAGAGGAAUACGGAGCUUUGGCCCCUAAAAGAUAUUCAUAUUCAAAUGUGAAAAAAAUAACCAAAGCUUUUCAAGAGAAACUCGGACAAGGUGGUUUUGGCACCGUGUUUAAGGGCACUCUCAGCAAUGGUCAUUUGGUGGCAGUAAAGAUAUUAAAAGAUACUCAAAGUGAUGGGAAAGAAUUUAUCAAUGAAGUUGCAAGCAUUUGUAGGACUUCUCAUGUCAAUGUUGUUAGCCUUUUGGGCUUUUGCUGUGAGGGAACAAAAAGAGCACUCAUCUAUGAUUUCAUGUGCAAUGGUUCACUCGAGAAAUUUCUCUACUCCGAGAAACCGAAAACAACUCUGGAGUGGGAAAACUUAUACCGGAUAGCGAUUGGCAUUGCUAGAGGGCUGGAGUAUCUGCAUCGUGGAUGCAAUACACGCAUAGUACAUUUUGACAUCAAGCCUCAUAAUAUAUUGCUUGAUCAAGAUUUUUGUCCCAAGAUUUCUGAUUUUGGACUUGCAAAAUUAUGCGAAAAGAAAGACAGUAUAAUUUCCAUUGCAGGUGCUAGAGGAACCAUUGGAUAUAUUGCGCCAGAAGUUUUCUCAAGAAAUUUUGGAAUGGUGUCAACUAAGUCAGAUGUUUACAGUUACGGAAUGAUGGUGCUAGAGAUCGCUGGUGGGAAAAAGAAGCCAAAUGAAGGUGGCAACAGUAGUGAAGAAUAUUUUCCUCAGCCAAUAGAUGAACAUUUAAAUAAACAUGGCAACCUUUUAGCUUAUGGAAUGACCGCUGAAAGCGAAGAAACUGUAAGGAAAAUGAUAUUGGUUGGCUUAUGGUGCAUUCAAACAAUGCCUCAAAAUCGACCUCCAAUUAACAGAGUUAUAGAGAUGUUGGAAGGCGGUGUUAAUGACUUGCAACUUCCCCCACAGCCAUAUCUAUCUUUAUCCCCCUUGCGAUCAGUUAUCGGUACUUCAUCUCUUCAGGAUAUUUGUUCGGAUGAUUGCAGUUCUAUAAUUCAUUCACCACAAGUACUUUAGUGGGAGAAGAUAACGCUUGUAAUCACUUAAGUAAUGCGUUUGAUGUAUGUUAGUCGGUUCGAACUCUUUGAAGCAUAAGUUCUGGGAAAAAAGAAAAACAGGUGCCCUAUAAAAUGUAAAUAUUGUUGGCAGUAGGAGAAUCUACUGUGAGAACAAUAAAUUUUCAUAUUUUUCUAUUUAGUGUAGCUAGUUGUAUCAUCUGUACUUGAAGCUUGUACAUUUUCAUCACAACUUCUUGUUGCAAAUGCAACUACACAAGGAAGAUCCAGAAGCUGUGGAUCAAAAUGCCAGUUUGUAUCUUCCAUGUUCAAGAUUCUUCUUCUUCAAUAUAAUUAGAGCUACAGGGAAAACGUUUUAAAGGA